This is a messenger RNA of Penaeus vannamei (Pacific white shrimp), 849 nucleotides long. The record is from RefSeq and is a predicted model, not a curated record. NCBI's taxonomy places the organism in Eukaryota, Metazoa, Arthropoda, Malacostraca, Decapoda, Penaeidae.
AUGUUAUUUCAAAGAUUUUUCAAACAGCCUAAGCCCAAUAAAUUUGGAUAUACCCCUGUGUAUUACGAUGAACGUAAAAUUGAUCGUGAACGUAAAAUAAAAGAAGCGCAGCAGAAAUCAUCAGAGAAUGGAGAGUAUGUUCGUGAAAACAUGGAUUUCAGAGGACAUACCUUAAUGCAAAUAAGUGACAUUCACGUAGGAACCCGUUUUGAUUGGGGUUACCUCAUCGAUUCAUUUAAAGAAGCACAAAAAUUGAAUCCCGAUUUUGUGGUAUACACCGGUGACUAUGUGAGUUACGAAAAGGAAAAUGAAUUCAAGGAUUUGAAAGAAGUAAUGAAACAUUCUGUUAAAGGAAGUAUAGCGACCAUUGGGAUACUAGGGAAUCACGAUUACGGAGAGAACUGGGGAGAACCAGAAGUUGCUAAUUCCAUCCAAACGAUCUUAGAAAAUACAGGAAUUACAGUACUAAGAAAUGAAGCAAAAACUUUAUCCGGUUUAACGGUUAUUGGGAUGGAUGAUUAUUGGGGGACUAAUUUUAAUCCUGAAUUAGCCUUGGAACAAUAUGACAGCAGUAAGGCUAAUAUUGUUUUGUGCCAUAAUCCUGAUGUCUGUGAUGAAGACGUUUGGGGCGGUUAUAACAGCUGGAUUCUUUCUGGUCAUACCCAUGGAGGACAAGUAAGACCUCCUUUUUUAACUCCACCAAUGUUGCCUGUUAAAAAUAAAGAGUAUUCAUCUGGAAAAAUUGACUUAAAGGAUGGAAGAAUACUUUAUAUCAAUAGAGCUCUAGGUCAUUUGUGGCAAAUUAGGCUGAAUGUAAGACCCGAAAUUACAGUGUUCGAGAUGAUUUGA